GCACAAAAGGUAACCAAAUAAUUUCUCACACCCAAAAUGCCAAAAUGACCAAUGUUGCUAGUACGCUACUACCAUUGGAUUCCAAAUUUUACCAUAUCAAAUUCUGAAACCAAAAAAUUCAACCUUUUAAGGCAGACUCCCUCCACUAGUCUUUCCCUGACUCACUUACAUUCGUCAAGAAAAUACAGAAGAAAACACAGGGGACAAGAAUCCCAAUAGAAAUCACCAAAACCCAGUAAGCAUUUUGAUGAGAAUCGACCCAAUAAUGAGACCCAAAUCCCUGAAAGGGAAUUGGAGCUCCAGGUUGAAGUUCAAGGCCAAGCUACGAUUACCCACCGUCCUCGUUUUCUGCUCUUUCUUCUUCCUCGCCGGUUUCUUCAUCUCCUCUCUUUUCUCUCAGGAUGUAGAUGGUGGUGGCAAUACACCCAGAACGAGGUUGCUGGAAACAGAGUACGAAACGCUGCCGUUUGGGGAGACUGGAGACGAGUCUUUAACUUCAAUUCCCUUCCAGGUGUUGAGCUGGUAUCCGCGAGCAUUAUAUUUUCCUAAUUUUGCUUCUGCGGAGCAAUGUGAGACUAUAAUCGAUUUGGCAAAGCCGGCCCUUAAACCCUCGACCUUGGCUUUGAGAGAGGGAGAGACUGAGGAGAACACAAAGGGAAUUAGAACAAGUUCUGGGAUGUUUCUUUCGGCUUAUCAAGACAAGUCUGGGACUUUGGAUGUCAUUGAGGAAAAGAUUGCAAGAGCAACAAUGAUUCCCAGGACCCAUGGAGAGGCAUUCAACGUCUUGCGUUAUGAGAUUGGGCAGAAGUAUAAUUCUCAUUAUGAUGCAUUCCACCCGGAGGAAUAUGGUCCACAGACAAGCCAAAGGGUUGCAUCAUUCCUGUUGUAUUUAACUGAUGUUGAAGAAGGCGGGGAAACAAUGUUUCCAUACGAGAGUGGCUUGAACCUGGAUGGAAAACAUGAUUCUCAGGAAUGUAUGGGUUUGAGAGUGAAGCCGCGUAAAGGAGAUGGCCUUCUGUUUUAUUCAUUGUUCCCUAACGGUUCCAUUGACCCUUUAUCAAUACAUGGGAGUUGUCCUGUAAUCAAAGGCGAAAAAUGGGUGGCUACAAAGUGGAUGAGGGAUCAAGUACAAGAGGAAUGAAUAGUUGUAGUUGUCAACACAGUGAACACAGAGUAUUGUGAGUGCAUUGCUCAAAUUUUCAUCUUCACCUGAGCAUUGAGCACACAAUCCCCACCUCAACUUCCCCUUGGUUAUGGGCCUUACUUUUGUUCUACGAUCGGAGUUUUGAGAAAUCUCUGGGUGUUGAUAUCUGGUCCCAUUCAAUUAAAUAAAGAAAGUUGAUCAUAUACCA
Rosa chinensis is the source of this 1352-nucleotide messenger RNA. Its product is annotated as probable prolyl 4-hydroxylase 9. The transcript is spliced from 8 exons. Gene Ontology annotation, molecular function: procollagen-proline 4-dioxygenase activity; iron ion binding; L-ascorbic acid binding. Lineage: Eukaryota; Viridiplantae; Streptophyta; Magnoliopsida; Rosales; Rosaceae. The coding region runs from base 248 to 1141 and encodes 297 amino acids. The record is from RefSeq and is a predicted model, not a curated record. Gene Ontology annotation, cellular component: endoplasmic reticulum. Gene Ontology annotation, biological process: peptidyl-proline hydroxylation to 4-hydroxy-L-proline.